Prorocentrum cordatum is the source of this 363-nucleotide messenger RNA. NCBI's taxonomy places the organism in Eukaryota, Dinophyceae, Prorocentrales, Prorocentraceae. The record is from the annotation of a GenBank genome assembly.
AUGUGGCCACGGCUUCCCGCCAGAGUGGGAAGUGUGUGGUUCUCAGGUCUCCCAGGUCGAGCGAGGCAGCGCCGGCCUCUCCUGCCCGCGCCCCCUCCCGAUGCUGGAGCAACUCUGCGCCUCAUCGGCCAGCCCGGCGCGUGCCACCUGGCGAACGGACGGUGCUCGCACGCCGUCCUGUCCUCUUCUUCCUCCUUCCUCCUCUCCUCCUCCUCCUCCUCCUCCUCCUCCUCUCUCCUCCUCCUCCUCCUCCUCCUCCUCCUCUCUCUCGGCCCUGUGUGUGCGUCCGUUCCCACACGCUUGGUGAGGAAGAGAACGGCUUUCAAGUGCAACCGGCAUUCGCGUUACGACGGUGGUUCUUGA